This is a messenger RNA of Helicoverpa zea (corn earworm), 1005 nucleotides long. Its product is annotated as lipase member H-like. Gene Ontology annotation, molecular function: lipase activity. Lineage: Eukaryota; Metazoa; Arthropoda; Insecta; Lepidoptera; Noctuidae. Bases 1 to 1005 code for a protein of 334 amino acids. The record is from RefSeq and is a predicted model, not a curated record. The transcript is spliced from 2 exons.
AUGUCAUCGUUAACUUUAACUCUUCUUAUAAGCUUCUGCUUUAUUAGCAACGCCAUGAGCGCUUCCAUCACCAAAGCUACAUACAAAACUAUUAUGGAUUUGACACUGAAAUGUGGAAGUGACGAUGAAAUCAACAACCAGGACUUGGAUGUCAGUGACAUUGGUGUUUACUUCUAUAACUACGAGGACAGCAGCAAGAACGUUCACAGGAUGCCUAUCAAGGAUGCCGCUCAAAACAUACUGAUUAAAAACAAACUAGAUAAAUCUAAAAAAUUCUUGGUUUUUGUCAGCGGUUUCAAUACCAACGUUGGAUUCAACGAAGCAACAAAAAUCAGAAAUCUUUUUAUGAAAGAAAACAGCUAUCUCAUCAUCCUUGAUCAUUCAAGUUACACCAACAAGGGCUCUAUAUAUAACGCUAAAUAUGGCAUGGCUGUUAAGCAUGUGAAAUCCAUUGGCAAAAGAUUGGCUCAACUGUUGGUAGACCUGUACAAAGGAGGAGUGCCAGCUCAAAAAAUCCACGCCAUGGGCCACAGUUUGGGAGGUCAAAUCUUGGGGCAUGUUGGUGCGAACUUCCACAAAUCUACUGGAAAGAAAAUUGCUCGAAUUUCGUCUUUGGACCCUGCUGGGCCCUGUUUUUAUACAAGACCAGCUGAAGAGCAAAUCAGGUCGGGAGUGGCUGAGUAUGUGGAAGUAUACCAUUGCAAUUCUGGUAUUUUUGGCACUAACAGCACUUUGGCAGAUGUGGAUUUCUUCAUGAACGACGGUAAGAGUCAACCAGCUUGUGACGAAGAGACGGACGUGUUUCGUUGCAGCCAUAAUAAGUGUGUGGACAUGUGGAAGCAAUCCGUGCUUGACCCCAAAGCUUUUACUGCAUACAAAUGUGACAACUACGAUGAUUUCAUAAAGAACAAAUGCAAGGAGAGUACGACAACUGGAUUUAGGAACCCUUUGAAAGCUAAGGGCCAAUACUAUUUUUCUACUAAAGGAUUCGUGGGUCUGUGGUAA